Molecule: messenger RNA, 357 nt
Organism: Symbiodinium sp. CCMP2456
Lineage: Eukaryota; Dinophyceae; Suessiales; Symbiodiniaceae
Source: the annotation of a GenBank genome assembly
CCGCUGGCCCGAGUUUCUGGCGGGUUUGGGAUGGCCUGGAGUGCUCAGCAGUUCUUCGGUAGAGCUGUGAACGGGCACGAGAAAGGUCUUGCUGGUGGAUGCGCGGAAGGACCGCGAACUGACCUGUACUUUGCUAGUGUGCCGGCCAACUGGAACGAGGCCGAAAUCAAGGCAUUUCAUCAGGACAUCGGCGGGGACGCCUCGCACAUUCGGGGCUGCAAGCUCCUUCAUCAGCGGCAAGGCCUAUCAAGCCGUGCUGCCAUUGUCAAGUACGUCUCUCAAGAGGCGGCGCAGUACGCCCUGAAUCUCUGUCGAGGCAGUACUGUCAACAUGGAGGUUCGUUUUGCCGAAGAGAAG